GGACGCAACCGCCACCGCCUCCAGAGCGCCGGGCGGAGAGGGAACGGAGACGGAACCGCUGCCGCUGGCCCCCCAGCCCCCAGCCCUCCAGCUCCCGGAGCCUCCGUUUCCUCUCUCUAACUCCCUCCCCCGGCCAUGGAGUGCCCUCACCUCAGCUCCAGCGUCUGCAUCGUCCCGGACUCGGCCAAGUUCCCCAACGGCUCCCCGUCGUCCUGGUGCUGCAGCGUGUGCCGGUCCAACAAAAGCCCCUGGGUCUGUUUGACUUGUUCAAGUGUUCAUUGUGGAAGGUAUGUGAAUGGUCAUGCAAAAAAACAUUAUGAAGAUGCCCAGAUUCCCUUAACAAACCAUAAGAAAACAGAAAAGCAAGAAAAAGUUCAACACACUGUGUGCAUGGAUUGCAGUAGUUACAGUACAUACUGUUAUCGCUGUGAUGAUUUUGUGGUAAAUGAUACCAAGCUGGGACUGGUACAGAAAGUCAGAGAACACUUACAGAACCUGGAAAAUUCAGCUUUUACAGCGGACAGACAUAGGAAAAGGAAACUUAUGGAAAACUCAUCUCUAAACAGCAAGUUAUUAAAAGUAAAUGGAAGUACCACUGCCCUUUGUGCUACAGGCCUUCGGAAUUUGGGGAACACAUGUUUUAUGAAUGCUAUUCUUCAGUCACUCAGUAAUAUUCAGCAGUUUUGCUGUUAUUUCAAAGAACUUCCAGCUGUGGAAUUACGGAAUGGGAAAACAGCAGGGAGGCGGACUUAUCACACCAGGAGCCAAGGGGAUAACAAUGUUUCCUUGGUAGAGGAGUUUAGAAAAACAUUGUGUGCUUUAUGGCAAGGCAGCCAAACUGCAUUUAGCCCAGAAUCCUUAUUUUAUGUUGUUUGGAAAAUCAUGCCAAAUUUUAGGGGUUAUCAACAGCAGGAUGCCCAUGAAUUUAUGCGAUAUCUUUUGGACCAUCUACAUUUGGAACUCCAGGGAGGCUUCAAUGGAGUUUCACGAUCAGUAAUUCUGCAAGAGAAUGCUAGUCUUUCUGCAAGUAACAAAUGUUGCAUAAAUGGAGCAUCUACUGUCGUCACAGCUAUAUUCGGAGGCAUUCUUCAAAAUGAAGUUAACUGCUUAAUAUGUGGGACAGAAUCUAGAAAGUUUGAUCCAUUUCUUGACCUUUCCUUAGAUAUUCCCAGUCAGUUUAGAAACAAGCGUUCUAAGAACCAAGAAAAUGGGCCAUUGUGUUCACUCCGAGAUUGUCUUCGUAGUUUUACAGACUUAGAAGAACUUGAUGAGACAGAACUGUAUAUGUGCCACAAAUGCAAAAAGAAGCAGAAAUCCACCAAAAAAUUUUGGAUUCAGAAAUUACCAAAGGUGCUAUGCUUACACUUGAAAAGAUUUCAUUGGACAGCAUAUCUAAGAAACAAGGUCGAUACCUACGUAGAAUUUCCUCUGAGAGGCCUAGAUAUGAAAUGCUACUUAUUAGAGCCUGAGAAUAGUGGCCCAGAAAGCUGCCUCUAUGACCUUGCUGCAGUUGUGGUACAUCAUGGUUCAGGUGUUGGUUCUGGACAUUACACAGCUUAUGCAACUCAUGAAGGUCGCUGGUUCCAUUUCAAUGACAGCACCGUAACACUGACUGACGAGGAGACCGUGGUGAAGGCUAAGGCCUACAUCCUCUUCUAUGUGGAGCGCCAGGCCCGCUCGGGCUCAGAGAAGCUCUGAUCUGCCUUCAGCAUCCUUCACCAAGUCCGCCAGAUGAAACAUUUCCAAUUUUCCACAAAUACUUGAUCCAAGACUAUUAAUUUCAUUGUGCACUUUUCAGCUUCCUAUCGUGGGUUUCAUUUUGUUGUGUCAAUGGUAGCAUUUGACUUGGACACAAACUAACUUUUUUUUUAGUUUUACCAGAAAACCCCAGCAGACAUUUUGAUUUGCUGCUUUAGUUGUGGUAACAAUAUAUAUGUGUGUGUUUAUAUAUAUACAUACGUAUAUGUAUGCAUAUACAUAUAGUUUCAUGAAUUUAGUUAAUUUGACUUUUUAUAUUAAUGUUUUCAGUUCUCACUUUAAGGCACAUUUACAUCAGGCAUUUUUGUUAUCAUAUGCAGCAAGCAAGAGAAAUGUGUUCAUUAUUUCUGAAGAGCAAUGGAAAUUCUUGCUGCAUUUUCACAGCUGUAAUGUAGAUCAGGUUGACCCUGUAAACUAAGAAUUGUGCUUGUAUCACUUACUGUAUCCCAUGAAAUCUACCAGGGGCCUGAAUAAUCGUUCUUUGCCUACAGAAUAGAAAGGGGUUGUGCAUCAUUAAAGAAGACCAGGUAACUGCUGCUAUCAGCAAAUAUGAAGGCUGCUGCAUUUUAGGAUUAACCUUAAAGAAUUGCUGGUUUAGAAUUUGGCCUGCAGAUUCAGAUUGAGGGGGUAGGUAGCAAGGCAUCAGAAACUAAGUUCCGUUACCUUGUAAGUGAAUUCUCCUUCCUCACUUUGUUUGAAAGGAAUCCUCAAGGUUAAUUUGGAAUGCAGAGUACAUUUUGUCAUUCGCUAGCUAGACCUUUGCCUUCUAGAGCCUACUCUGAUCCUUUAGGAAAAGGACUUGUAUUCAGUGCUGUUUUCUGAUGUCUCUGCUUAUUUGUGAUAGCUUGGUUGGGAUGUUAGUUAUCAAAGCUGAGCACCUGAGGUUUGGAUAUCACUUAUUGAAGAACAGAUAUGGAAGAGGGUAUUUUGAUUUUUAGAACUGUAUAGCUCUCAUUGACACUGCAGCAAGACCAUUGUGGUCAAAUUGAAAAUGUGUUUAUUUAUUGGAUUCUAUAGGAAGAGAACUUCUACUCCCAAGGUCAACAGCUCUUGUUUAAAAUUGUUUUCUAGAAAAAGAGAAAACGGAAGCCCUUAGAGCUAACUCUUUUAAGUUGAAUUUUGACUCUGAAUCCAGUGGUAGUUGUGCCAGUUCUGUAGAUAUCCCCUGCAGUCCAAGGGCAUUUAUCUGUAUUGCUGGAUAAUUCAGAGGCUGCUUGAGUAUGUGGAGAAUGUAGAAACUUCUGAGAUGAGCUCAUUCAUUAACACCAUACUGAUUUUUUUCAUCCUUUGUUCUAGUGCUUUUUUUUCCCUUCCUUUUUUUCUUUUUCUAAAAGUUGUAAUGAAGGACUGAACAUAUUUCCUGCCAAGCCAGCCAACCAACCAAAUGCGCUUCUUAGGAAUGGUGUCUACUGACAAGUAAAAGGGAGUGGCUGAGAUGUUGUAAAACUGUCUGUAAAGCUGUUACUAUUCUAUGACUUUCUCCCCAUUGUAUAUUUGAAACUGCCAGGAACAGAUAUUGGGACAUGAUUUCUAUUUCAGUAUUAACACAUUUUGUCAUAGCUUAACACGUCUGCAAGAUGAACACUUGAGAAUGAAGAGCAACAAACCAUAAUCAAAUAUAAAAAAUGUUACUCCUAAAGACAUGGCAUUGCCAGCCUCCCUGAAUCUUAGAAGUGAAAAGUCUAGGACCUUAGGAGUGAUUUAGAAGAGGGGGAAAAAAAAGGAAAUGUUGGUUUGUGUAGAAAUACACGUUGUUGCUUAGCUGUGCGUAAAUAGGAAAAUAUACCUGGCUGAGCCUGACAUCUGACUCCCCUCCAGACCCUGGACAGAGACACAUUGUGCUUAACAGGAGAGACGGCAAAUAGAAUCAUUUGUUGCUUUGAGUUACAGAUAUUCCCACUCAGUGCUUGUCUGUGCACACCUAGCUUCUUGUUCUUAUUCUUCUUUACUCACUUAAACCUACAUAAUGGCUUUGGCAGCAUUCCUUCUGAUGGAGGAAGAGAGUUGUAAAUCACACGUGAUUUUGUGGCAAGGUGUGUGACAGUGUUGGAGAGGAGACAUGCUGGAGACGCUGGGACCUGGCUCCUGCCUGAAUUACUUUGGUAACGUUAGCUUUGGGGGCACGCUCUCUCUUGCCACGUUUUAGAGUGUUAUCAUGAAGACUUGUUGGAAAGGGGAAUUGACACCAUUUGGGUUAAUCAAACAGCAAACUUAGCUGAGCAUGGAGCACAGCAGUGAUGUGAAUGUGCCUGUUUUGUAGUUUAGAAAUAUGACUGUGUAAUCUGUCACAAUUAUUUUAAAAGCUGAUUCUGGUUUCUGUUCUCCUUCUGGGCUUUUUUCUUCUCUUCUGGCGCCAUGUUGUCUUCUUAAUGUAUAUGUGGCCUCUGGCUAGAAAGCACCAGCAGAGCCUGAUGCAUCAAGGUACACGCCUCCUUUGGAGAAGAAAACUGGAACAUCCUCCCACUGCAAACACAGAUGUAUGAUGCAAACAAUCUGUUUGUGGCAACACAGAUAUCUCUCCAUGAUGGAGAAAACUUUGCUUAUCCACUGUAUUCUACUCAGUGUGUAGUGAUGACAAAUGUAACUGACAAUUGAACCAGUAAAGUAUACUGUCCCUCUUUGAGUGUUAAAAAUGUAAGUUGCCUGUGAAACUCAUUCAGUCAGUGUGGUUUCUGGGCCUGGCAUUGGGGCAUAUUUAUUUCUUGAAACCAUACGUGUCUUUUUGGUCUCAUUGUUCUAAUGUACAUAUCCCUUUUGCAUAUUCCUUGUCCUUCCUCCCUCCCCAAAGCUACUUAAGGGUCACAUGGGACUGGCUUCUCUACAGCACACCACCUUCUUUUCAGCACCUCAGAUGGCUGCUGUCACAUGUGCAGCUGCCCAGCACAGGCAACCACUUGUACCCAGGAAGGAGGGAGCCUGACGACUCUCUUCCCUACCAGAGAGCCUCCAUGGAAGGUAUCCGAGUGUUCCUAGGGCAGGCCGCUGCUGGUGCUUUUGGAGCAAAGCAGUCAAAGUAUCCACACACAACACAGGAAGGCAAAGACUUGUAUGCCAUGGUCAUGUUUCAUUCCAUUGUCUCCGUAUCUCACCUAGUGGGCUAAAUGCGCUUGUCUGUGCUCCCCUACUCCUGAACAGACGCCAGAAGGCCCUCAAGUCGUGUGGUGCUGUGGAUGUCAUUGUUUGCCAUUCAAAUCUAGCUUGUGUAAUGCAGAAAAAAAAAUCAUUUCACUGCGUGAAUAAUCUCUCCUUUUAAGUUGUACUUUGAUUCUUUUUCUUUGCCAACUUGAGAUGUUUUAUGGAAAAGUAUCAUUAAAGAUCUGGUCUCUUUU
Dromiciops gliroides (monito del monte) is the source of this 5087-nucleotide messenger RNA. RefSeq names its product ubiquitin specific peptidase 3 (gene USP3). NCBI's taxonomy places the organism in Eukaryota, Metazoa, Chordata, Mammalia, Microbiotheria, Microbiotheriidae. The transcript is spliced from 15 exons. Gene Ontology annotation, biological process: protein deubiquitination. The record is from RefSeq and is a predicted model, not a curated record. The coding region runs from base 136 to 1698 and encodes 520 amino acids. Gene Ontology annotation, cellular component: cytoplasm. Gene Ontology annotation, molecular function: zinc ion binding; cysteine-type deubiquitinase activity.